Molecule: messenger RNA, 1549 nt
Organism: Prorocentrum cordatum
Lineage: Eukaryota; Dinophyceae; Prorocentrales; Prorocentraceae
Source: the annotation of a GenBank genome assembly
AGGACAAGCCUCGAGCGAGCAUCCCCCUAACUCUCGCCGCGCGUCACGCCAGGCUGCGAAGUCAUGGCAGAGUCCAAGGUCAAGGACAUGGGCCUCGCCGAGUUCGGCCGCAAAGAGCUCAGCCUGGCGGAGCACGAGAUGCCGGGCCUCAUGGCGGCCCGCAAGGAGUUCGGCCCGAAGCAGCCCUUCAAGGGGAUGAACAUCAACGGGUCUCUGCACAUGACUAUCCAGACCGGCGUCCUCAUCGAGACCCUGCACGCGCUUGGGGCCAAAGUGCGCUGGUGCUCCUGCAACAUCUUCAGCACGCAGGACCAUGCGGCUGCGGCCAUCGCGAAGGCCGAGACAUCCACCGUGUUCGCAUGGAAGGGCGAGACCCUGCAGGAGUACUGGUGGUGUACCGAGCAGAUGAUGACAGUGCCAGGCGCGGACGGCUGCGACCAGCUCGUCGACGACGGCGGCGACGCGACGCUGCUGAUCCACAAGGGCAAGGAGUUCGAGGAAAAGUUCGCGAAGGACGGAUCCCUGCCCGAUCCUGCCAGCACGGACAACGCCGAAUUCAAGUGCAUCUUGCAGCUGCUGCGAGAUUCCAUCCCGGCCGACAAGACGAAGUACACGCGCAUGGCCGCGAAGUGCAAGGGCGUCAGCGAGGAGACCACCACUGGCGUCCACAGGCUGAAGGAGAUGGCUGCGAAGGGCGAGCUCUGUUCCCAGCCCAACGUUAACGAUUGUGUGACCAAGUCCAAGUUCGACAAUGUCUACGGGUGCAGGCAUUCGCUGCAGAUGGCAUGCAUGGAGGGCUUCCAGGUGGUUACGAUGGAGAGCGUUGUCGGCGAGAUCGACAUCUUCACGACCACCACAGGAAACUUCAAGAUCGUCACGCUGGAGCACAUGAAGAAGAUGAAGAACAACGCCAUCGUCGGCAACAUUGGCCACUUCGAUAACGAGAUCGAGAUGGAAAAUCUGGAGAAGUUCGAAGGCAUCAAGGUGGAGAACAUCAAGCCGCAGGUUGACCGCUACGUCUUCCCAGACGGUCACGGCAUCAUCGUCCUGGCGGCUGGGCGGCUGCUCAACCUCGGCUGCGCCACUGGGCACCCGUCCUUCGUGAUGUCCUGCUCGUUCACGAACCAGGUCCUCGCGCAGAUUGACCUGCUCACGGCGAAGGAGAAGGGCUACAAGAACAACGUGUACCUCCUCCCCAAAGACCUCGACGAGAAGGUUGCCAGCCUGCACCUGCCGGCGCUCGGUGCACAGCUCACGACCCUCACGAAGGAGCAGGCCGACUACAUCGGUGUGAAGGCCACUGGCCCUUUCAAGCCUGACACGUACCGGUACUAGUACGCUGAGCAGCGGGCUUCCUUGCCAGACCAAGGUCCUCUAGCGGCUUCGGUUGCGACCCAGACGCUAAAGAUUCUUCGUUUUGCUGUCCACCUAGGGCCGACAGUUGGCACAGCGACAUCGUCCGCUUGGGUCGGUGGAUCCUGAGGCUGGCUGUUCGUGCCGCGUGUGUGAGCAGGAGACUAUCUUGUCGGCAUGCCGAUGUGUCCGAUCA